AGUGCAGGGCAUUGGUGGAGGAUACAGACCUCUGUGCUUGGUCAUUGGGUCUUAGCACAUAUUAGGCUGUGCCCAUACCACCUGCUCCUACUGUAUCUUACUGCUCCUAGAUUCUGGCUUUCAAUAUACUAGAGGAGAUAGCAACCCAGAGAAGAUCUAUCUUCCUCAUCAUAAGAGAUCCUGCUAGCAACUGACCCCUACACAAAUGUCCACAUUUUAAGUGAUGAACCACAGGUCAUGCCUACUGCUUGAUUCCAUAUUGUGAACAAUGCCAGCCUUGCCAGUAUAUGUCAAAUAUCUUGGUCAUUUUGAGGAAUCUUUCUCAACAGGAAUUGGCAACGUGACACUUUAAAGGGGGCAGUCCUCAGACACCUGUAGAUUACAUUCAUCUCAUCCUGAUUUACGCCCUGCAGAGAGAAAGAGACCUGGUAAGGGAAAAAAGAAGCAAGCUGGCAUUUCGGUGCCCUUCAUCCAUUCCUGGGCUAUAGGGAUGUCCUUUGCUCCAAGAGUGUACAUAACAUACUAACGUGAACAUGCUGCAAGCCUGGCACAUCUUGUUGGGGAUCUCCUACUUCCUCUUAGUAUCCUGUGAUGACUCCCAUUCCGAAGGACUGUCUUCCACAUCUAUACUGGACGACGAGGCCAAUCUGGAGAUUGUGUGUGACCACGGCUGUGAUCGCUACCAUGACACUGACAAUCAGCACACCUCCUUUAAUAGACCUCAGGGAUCUGGCUUUUCCAGCCAGGAGACAGAAGAAAUAUCCAUCUUUCAGUCACCAAAAUAUUUCUGGGAUGAUGAAACAAGAAAAUCAAAUCUAAGCAGUGAUGACAGCGGAGCUCAGACAGAUGGACCAGAUACCACAAACAUCUAUGGUGUCAACCAGGAAGAAACUACAGGCAGUAGCUUGCCUAAAGAAUCUGUAGAAACAUCUACAACAUUAUGGUCUACAGCAAUUGAGGAGAUCUCCAAACCAGUAACUCCAAACACUAAUGUCCCAGAAAAGGAAGGUACAAUCCAGAUGACAGCACAAAGUGAGAGGACAGCACCAUCACCAAAUAAUGAGGAGAGGACACUUUCCAAGAUGGUGAUCACGUCUUCUGUUCGCCCAACAACCAAGCCUUCCAGAAAGAACAGGAAGCAUUCAUGGUCCAAGAACCAUCAUAUUAGCCACGAUCAAGAGUCGGAAUCCCGGCCUGGACCUCCUGCUGACUCAUGGGGGCUUCCUGGGGGACAUUCCCUAGCAGGACCUGGGUAUCAUGAAGAUGAAAGCCUAUCAACCCAGUCACUGCAUAUUGCCAAUGAAGAAGGAAAAAUUAGGUUCUCCAACCAGCGAGAUAAAAACCCAACCAAACCAGCUGUCCCCAGUGAAGUAUCGCAUCAAGUGUCGCAUCAGGUAAUCUGCAAGGAUUGGAUUAAUUUGGCUGGAAAAAACUAUGUUAUAUUAAACAUGUCGGAUGAUAUUGACUGUGAAGAGUUCAGAUGGCAGAGGGGGCAGCAUCUACUCUCAUUGUUGGAGGGGGCUCUAGCAUGGAAAACAGAUCCACCACAGAGAGACUGGGUGAUCUUCCUGAGCAAACCUAAUGAAAAUGAUAACCAUCUACUAAUGACAGUCACAGAUGAGGAACGUGUGGUUCCUGUGAAAGAUGUAUUCACAGCGCUUGGAGACAUAAAGAGGAGCCUUGCAGAGAUUGGUAUUGAAAGCUACUCCAGCACAGUCAGCUGUCAGUCCCGACCCAGCCCUCCCCGGAGUGAUUAUGGAAAACUCUUUAUAGUUUUAGUUAUUAUUGGCUCCAUUUGUGUUAUGAUCAUCAUAGCAGGUCUUAUUUACAUAUGCUGGCAAAGACGGCUACCAAAACUAAAAAAUAUGGAGCUGCAUUUUGUCGAGAAUGGCUGCCAUGAUAACCCCACCCUGGAUGUGGCAAUGGACGGCCAAUCAGAAAUGCAAGAAAAGAAAACAAGCCUUAAUGGCGGGACCUCUCACCGGGCAGACGGCUGGGAGACAUUAAUCAACAAGACAAGCAAAGAUGAGACAGACACCAUGGAAGAAGAUACUCACCUGUAGAGACCAAAGGGGGCGGAUUCCAGGGGUGAAGCAGAACUUUUAUUUCUAAGUUGUUGGGCACAUGGGGUUUUACUUGUUUUAGUUCACAAACCAUUACCUGUAACUAGAUUGGUUGACACAAUGGAUUGUUGGCCUGUAGCAGCACAGAAGUACAAGUAGCACACAGUAUCAUUGAGUGCCCGCGUUCUCACCAUCGCCCUCCAGCCGCUCUCCAGUUUACAACGUUUGAUAUGAUUGCACUUUAUUCUUCCAAAGAGUAUAUUAAGAGCCAGAUAUCUGGCAUAAACUUUAUCUGCUGGUGCAUUCCAGUUCGGCCUCGGCUGAGCAGAGUAUUAUUGUAUUUUUUUUUUUUGCGUGUUGUGAUGUAGAUCCAGAAUUUGUUGCCUCCUCCACUCAUCCGCUUUCCGAUUCCACCUGCAUGCAAUAUGGAUCCUUAUAGCUGGAUAAAAGAAAUAAUAAUAAUAAAAUGUAAAGUAAAUUUCCGAGCCAAUGAAUAAAGCACAAAGAGGACAGAAAAUACAUUGAGAUUUUUCAUAUAACAGUAAAUAUCCUAAAAAAUGUAAACAGUAAAUAUAAUUUGUAGGCUCCAAGGAAGACACAUGGGGGGAGAAUUAUCGAAACCUGUGUAGAGUGGUGCAGUUUUCUAUAGCAACCAAUCAGAUUGCUUUACUUAUUUUUCAGAGGUAUUUAAAAAAAAAAAAAAAAAAGCAAUCUGAUUGGUUGUUAUGGGCCGCUGCACUACUCUUCCCCUACACCGGUUUUGAUAAAUCUCAACCAUUAUACUCUUAUAUGUGCAGGCAAAAGAGGGUAGCUGCUCGGCAUCAGGGUAGCAAGUGCAGGAGAUAUAUAUUCUUAUAUAAUAAUAAUCUUAUAUGUGCCUGUAUUUGCAAAAUGCACAUGAAAAUCACUAACCUUAAGUGCCAGCAUGUGACUGUGUCUGGUUUUGCUGCUUAACUCUCUUGAACUUGGCUAAGCUGCAAUACAGACACAGCUCAUGGGCAACAACGGUGCUGAUUUGGGAAGUAGGCAGCCAUGUUUUUCUAGUCUCAUACAAUCUUUUUAUUUAAAGCCCAGAAUGUUGUGAAAGCUUUAGAAAUACAUAAAAGUGACAUUGGUGCAAGGGCCAGUUUAGACUGAGAAAUUCUGCCAGGAAUUUCUGCUCGGAGCUUGAUUGCAGCAGCUUCCCAUGCGUGACGCGUCAAUUAGAUUCAGUCAAAAAAUUUCAAUUUCUUCAGCAGAAUCACGCAUGGACUGCAUUGCCGUCAUCACCUGCUGGACUCUGAAUAUACACACGGAAUUUCCCUAAGCAGAAUUUCUCAGUUUGAGCUGGCCCAUAGCUCACAAGAUGAGAUUUUUGUCCAUGCCCUGAAAACCCACCAGAAAGUUUUAAAAGGGCUUUUCUAGAGGUAGCCAAUGGAUGGGUACAACUCUUUAAUAAACAUCUCACCUUUAUCCUGCCU
Molecule: messenger RNA, 3523 nt
Organism: Hyla sarda
Lineage: Eukaryota; Metazoa; Chordata; Amphibia; Anura; Hylidae
Gene: PODXL2
Product: podocalyxin like 2
Exons: 8
Coding region: 534-2063 (509 amino acids)
Source: RefSeq, a predicted model, not a curated record